AUGACUUAUAUUUCACUGAUUUGUAUUGCAGUUGACAAUGCAUUAAAAUUGAAUUCAAAAUUUCGCAGCCUUCUCAAGUAUCUAGAAAGUGUGUUGCUACCUCGUAUAAAACAAACAGAGAAGCUAAUAUUUGUUGGACAAGAAACGCAAGAAAUUCGUCACUUAAUAGUGAAACCUGACGCUAGUGGAGAACGACUAAUUAUUGCUGGGCCAAAGGAUAUAAAAACGAAGUCCGGUAAUCGGAUUCAUAUUGGUGAUCAAAUUUUAGCACUCAAUCAGUAUCUUCUUCAUUCUGUAUCAUCAACCGGAAAAUCUCACACGGAUCCUGUUCACUCAAUUACUUUUACACAAUAUAAUGAUGUAUCAAAUGAAUGUUCCAAGAUAAAUUCAUCCAACACUAAGGAUUAUCAGUUAGCAGGAAGACAGAGCAGUGAUGACAGUGUUAAGAAGAAACGACGAAAACAAUCAAAGUCAUCAUCAUUAAAUUGCUCAAAGUUUACGAGUAAUAAGACGAGAAAUAAGAGAGUAAAACAAAAUGAAGCAGAUGAAAGAUCAACAACUGCGUUAAACUUAAUCUUAACUCAAACAAAUGAUGAUGAUAACGCUGAUAAUGAUAAUAAUAAUAACGAUGAUGAUGAUGAUGAUGAUCGUGAAAUGCUUAACCAGGAUGCAAUAUGGAAAUUUGAUAGUGAGAACGUUGCAGCGGUGUUGUCACCAUCUUUCUCUUCUUCAACAGCAAUAAUUGAUCGAUACGAAAAACUUAUUGAAAUUUUUGAUAGUGAUAAGGUGUACGGUGAUAAAUCAAAUAAUUAUACACAAUCAAUUAUUAUUGUCACAUUGUUGCGUCAAUCACCGCAAAUGGUCUUGACAAGUGAUUGGACUGAGGUAGAAAUUAUUCACCUACCAAAUAUUCCUGGCGUUGGAUUAGGUUUUGGUAUUGUUGGUGGUACUUCAAGCGGUGUUGUUGUCAAAACAAUUUUGCCUGGAAGUGUUGCUGAUAAGGAUAAACGUUUGUGUCCAGGUGAUCAUAUAUUAAGAAUACGUGGUAUUAACGUACACGGAAUGAGUCCACAACAAAUUGCUACUUUGCUUAGACGACAAGACACACUGGUUGAAUUGGUAGUGGGAAGACCAGCGCUUACUUCUACUAAUUCUUAUAAAAAUUCUGAAAGUAUGAUUUUCUUUUUUUUUUUUUUCUGCUAG
Messenger RNA from Brugia pahangi, 1203 nucleotides. Lineage: Eukaryota; Metazoa; Nematoda; Chromadorea; Rhabditida; Onchocercidae. The record is from the annotation of a GenBank genome assembly.